Messenger RNA from Neodiprion fabricii, 2051 nucleotides. RefSeq lists its product as uncharacterized. Bases 1 to 852 code for a protein of 283 amino acids. The transcript has 4 exons. The record is from RefSeq and is a predicted model, not a curated record. Lineage: Eukaryota; Metazoa; Arthropoda; Insecta; Hymenoptera; Diprionidae.
AUGGCGACUGAAGAAAGCAUGAUCAAAGACCUGAUACUAAUCAAAAACUUUACGAAGGAAGCGUGCUCAAUAAAUGGUCAAACCUGGAAGGAAGAAGAAGCAACGAGCAGCCUAGAAAACGCCAAACAAUGUAUCCACGAUGUAUUGGAGUCGAAUAUGAGAACCGCCCACGAAACGUACAAAGGCAAUUCCGAACUGGAAACUGCUAUUGAGCACUACGUAAGGAGUCAUUGUCCAAGCAGAAUAACUCUCGAAAGAUGUAUGAAAGAAUAUUCCAAGUCCUUCGAGUAUUGCGUGGAUUCGCAACAACUCAAAACUAUCGAGAUAAUCGGUAAAUUUUCAACAUCCACGCUCGAAUUCGUCUGCGAGAAUGACGCCAAGAUGUUUAAGGAUUUGUGUAUCAAUGAAGGCGUGGAAUGUUAUAAUUCGAUUAACGAUCCCGAGAAAUGUUGGCCUGCACUGACUACCGGAAUCAAUACUUUAGAAACUUACAAUUUCACUCUAGUUUGGAAUGACGCAACAUGCUCGGAACUGAAAUCCGCCUACAAUUGCAUCAUCGAAAAGAUACCAAACUGUAGGAGCCAUCAGAUAACUGUAACUUUCGUCAGAGGUCUAUUCGACGUGUAUCUGGAAAACUUACGCUGCAGGAAUUCAAGUAAUUCAUCGACUAAGCCAAUUCGGACAGACGCAUCCGGAAGACCAAUUGAAAAGGAAGAAGAAGAAAAAGAGAAAGAGGAGAAGCUUAAAAUGGAAGAAAAAAAAUCAAGUAAUUCACAGACAUUACCAGUUAUUAGCAUCAACGCUCUCUUCUCGACUGCAAUCAACCUGACGAUCCGCCCAUGGAACGUUUAAAACUCUUAUUCAGAAAAAAAUAUAUUUCUAACACGCAACACAGCGUUUCGGCAAAGUAGCGAUGUAACGCUUCAAGUCGAAGUAUUGUAUCGUACUCCUUGAUCUGAUUUCACUCGCUAUUUAGAAUCGUCCUCAAACAUAUACACACUUACUCACACUCUUAUUUUUAGUAUCAUCCAUGUAUUCUCUCGAUUGCGUCAAAGCUCAAUUGCCUUUCUGACCUCUAGCGAUACGGUUCGUAUGUGUGUGCAAAAAUACAGCAUAUCUUUUGUUCGUUAAUCAUCAAUUGUCUUCAAUCAUCAUCCCGAUACACUCACUCCUAUCCUCUACCACCAAUUCACGGACCCCACGUCAAUAGACCAGUAUCUAUCGCUAUCUCUCCAAAAACAUAGGUAUAAACGAUGUGUCGAUGACAUUUUCACUUUGGUAAAAAAGUACCACACAAUUCACUGUUUGCACUAUAAACAAGGAAUAGCUUGAUUUUCUUGGAUGUAUUUCCUAGAAUAUACGGUACACAUAUUAUAUUGUAUGAGAGUAAGAGAAAUACAAACAAGAGUGUAUGCCUCUUUCCGUAAUCCCCAUGUAGGUCUGUGUCGUGUGAAAAAAGAGAGAGAAACGCGGGCAUGAGAUCAGGUGUGUGCCGCGUACCUCACUUCUACUUCUACUAGUGUUAGAAAUCAUGUAUUACCGAUUGUGUCUCUAAAUUACUAUUUUUGUUCAAUAAAUAUUUCUCAAAAGUAUUAGUGAUUAAUAAUCCUGGUGUCACUGAAUGUAAUUGGUACCGCAAAUAUAUGUUAUCAGGGAGAUAUUUACGUUAUCGUUCUAUUCAUCCAAAAACUUACCAAGUUAGUACCGCUAUAGCGUAUUAAUUGAUAUGAGAUGUCCAACGACUUCUGAUUGUAAGUCGGUAAUUGGAGUGAAUGAGAAAUAAAAGAAAAUACAAUCUUUCUGUGAAUAUGAUAUAGUCGGUCCGAAUGAAGCAAAUUAAAAGAUAAUGUUAAUUAAUGUUUGGAGGACUAAUGUGUCUGUGGCAGCUUCACACCAAUGGUGAGCCUCCGCAGCUUUAACGAACGAAAUGUUAACUUGCGAUACGAUGACAUGUCGAACCAAAUUCUAAGAUACGAUGAUUUUCUGUUCAGCCGUCGAUUAUAUGUAUAAUUUUGCGUAAAUAUAGCGGUGUCGAGUCUAAUGCUAAUUAA